AUGGACUCGUCCAACCCUUCGACGUCUUCCUCCAACAACACAACUCCAUCUCUCAAGUGUCAAGUGUGUUUCCAAGCGGCUCACGGCAAUCACUUUGGCGUCGAAAGUUGCAGAGCGUGUGCCGCUUUUUUCAGGUUCUUUUACUUUAUUCCUUUUUCGUUUCCAUUCCGAAUGAUCUUUGUAGGAGAGUCUUUGUUACGCACAAGCAACAUUUUAAAUGUCGUGUGGGCGAUCAAAAGUGCACACCUGACAUAUAUGGACGGUUUGUCGAGGGGAAGGUCGGUCACAAAAGAAGAUAAAAAAUGGUUUAGAUGGAACUGUAAACGAUGCCGAACCGACAGAUGUUUCGCGCUGGGAAUGAAGCCGGACAGUCUGUUUUUGGCAUGAUGUUCUUUGGAAAUUCUGGAAUUCCAGAUAUUCAACACAACCGAGAUCUCUUUUUCUGUUCCGAGAACUUUUCAAAGCGAAACAAGCCGAUGUUCUCUUUGCCUCCGACCGUGACCGAUGAGUUCAUUUCGUACGUCGACCUGAGUCCGUUGAUCGAAACUUCAACGAGAAUGCUUCAACAUGUAAUCUUUGCUCAAACUUUUCUUUCUUUCUUCAAUUCCAUAGCAAUUAUUACUUCAGAGCCCUCGACUCGAAACGCGGCACGAAUCGUUGAGUUCUCUAAGGAAACUUGCGCUUGGAUUGAAGGAAAUGCGAAAAGCACAGUUGUGGGACGAUAUAAAGGUUGGCCACGAGUCUCGGGGACAUACAAAGUAUCACGAAGUUUCAGGAGAUUGAUGUGAUCGGCCGAACGGAAUCCAUCAAUUACAUGCGAACAGAAGUCGGCAGAUCCGCCCAGUGGCUCAUGUACUUUGACGAGUUUAGAAAUCUCGAGUUAGAGGACAGAGUCAGUUAUUCAUAAGAUGUGAAAGUGCACACAAGGUUAUGUUUCAGUUGCUCAUCACAAAAUGCAUGUGGAUACUGUUCACGAGAGUUGAGCGAAGUGCAAUGACUGCUGAAAUGAGACGACAGAACAAGUUGAGAGACAAUGUACGAUUGUAUCUAAAAUAAUCCGAAUGAAAUGGUUUCAGGAGUUUUCCUUCAAGACAGACGUCAAAGUGAAUUUGGAUACAGUCCAAUGGAAUUAUGACUGGCUCUCGCCCUUUUCGACGGAACAGAUGCAAGCGUGAGGAGUUCAUAAAGUCUAACGGGUCCAUUUAUAGAUACAUUUCAGAUUUCUCGGAACGCCGUCCGUUGUUUUUUAUGGAAAAUUGGUGGAUUGUAUGUUGGAGAUUCGGCCGACCGACGAGGAACUCUGCUAUCUCGUCUGCACGCUUUGCUUCCACCACCUCGGAAGCAGAUUAGGAGGUCGGAUUCAGGAAAUGACGGAACGGCUUCAAGCGGUUCUGGCUGAUGAUUUGCACAAGUAUUACUUGGAGACUGACAAAACGUCCCGCUACCUGCAUAGACUGAACAAAGUGCUGAAGAUCAAUCAGCAGUACAAGGUAACAUUAUCAUUAUUCUUAUUCUCCACGUACCCAACACUUUUCAGACUUUGACCGUCGAGCGAAGACGAUCUGUUUUCCUGGGAACCGUGUUCGGCGCCUUCAAAGUUCAGUGGUCUCAUCAAGAUUGGUUCAGCGACGCUAGUUGA
This is a messenger RNA of Caenorhabditis sp. 36 PRJEB53466, 1639 nucleotides long. The record is from the annotation of a GenBank genome assembly. Lineage: Eukaryota; Metazoa; Nematoda; Chromadorea; Rhabditida; Rhabditidae.